CUUUUCGAGGAGAGGAGUGACCGGUGGACGAUAAGAGUUUCUUUGAGAGAAUGCACUGCACCCAUUGAAUUUUUCCAGAACCAUCUAUCUUUUGCAACAGCAAUCGUCGUCUUUAUUGAUUCUGCGUUGUCAUUCUUCUCUACCUCGUGACCCGUCCGAGUAACUGGGUCUGACUACCAAGUCCAGACUACUAGACCCAACCGUUCCCUAAAGACGCACUAGUCGGUCAUGGCUCGAUAGAGUCUCCAGGCUAUGACUACUCGCCGCCGCAUCAUUCUGUCCUAAACCACUACCUCCAUUGAUUUCUGAACUCCAUCCCCCUCCCCCUCCCCCUCCCCUCUCUCCCCUCCAUUGCUUUCUGAGUCUGCCGACUCCGAAGGCAGCCAGGCUGGUCGAAGAUGGAAGAACAGGUAGCAAAUGCCAUUGAGAUCGCCUGGAAUCCGUCCUCAGACCAAGCCCUCAAGAGUCAGGCCUACGACUACCUGAACCAACUCCGCGCCGACCCCUCCGGAUGGCAGGUCUGCCUUGCUCUCUUCACCAAAACCCCACAACACUCCGAAAUCAUACGCCAUGUGUCUUUGGAAGUGGUCAACAGUGCGGCUCAGGCCGGCCUCAUCGAUAUACAGGCCCUGGGAUACGUUCGGGACGGCCUGAUGGCAUACCUACGACAAGUCUACGGCCAAGAAAAUGCCACUCCGGAUCCGCCCAACAUUCAAAACAAGAUUGCUCAGACUAUCACCUUCCUGUUCUCGGCCCUCUACGCGAACGGGUGGGAGUCCUGUUUCGACGACCUCCUCAGCCUCACCUUCAAGAGCCCCGCGAGCACGAGCCGUGACAACCCACUCGGGAUUAUAUUCUACCUCCGUGUCGUCAAUUCGAUUCACGAUGAGAUCGGAGAUGUCCUCGUAUCCCGGUCCCGCGCAGAGCAGGACAAAGCCAACCUCCUCAAGGAUCUGAUCCGCGAGCGCGAUAUGCAGAAGAUUGCCAGCUCCUGGCAAGAGAUCUUGUCCGAGUGGCGGGACGGCAACGACCUGAUUGUGGAGAUGUCCCUUAAGGCGGUGGGCAGCUGGGUGAGCUGGAUCGAUAUCGGCCUCGUGGUGAACCAGACUAUGAUGGAUCUGCUGUUCCAGCAACUCGGCCGUGCGCAGAAGGCAGAACUCAGGUCCGGAGAAGAGAAGGUGCGCGAUGCGGCGGUUGAUGUCUUCACGGAAAUCAUCGGCAAGAAGAUGAAGCCCGAGGAUAAGAUUGAUAUGAUUAUUUUCCUGAAUCUCGACACUAUUGUUACCCAGCUCUCCAAUAGCCCCCCUCUCAACGAGAAUAGGUUUACGUUUAAGUACGAUACUGAUCUGGCGGAAACGGUGGCCAAGUUAGUCAAUAUUACAGUCAUUGAUAUUGUACGGGUCUUGGAGCAGGAUAUCAUCAUGGCUGACUGCAAGGAGAAAGCCACUGGCCUGCUGCAGGCCUUCCUUCCGCAUAUCCUGAGAUUUUUCUCUGACGAAUACGACGAGGUCUGCUCGACCGUUAUUCCCUGCGUCAGCGACCUCCUGGCUUAUCUCAGGAAGAUGGCCAAGGUCAACCCCGCAUUGGCUGUUCAACACUCCUCCGUCUUGCUGCCGAUCUUGAAGGCUAUUAUCGCCAAGAUGCGCUACGACGAGACAUCCUCGUGGGGAGACGAAGACGACCAGACAGAUGAAGCAGAGUUCCAGGACCUCCGCAAGCGGUUGGGGGUCCUUCAGCAGGUUAUCGCCUCCGUGAACGAACAACUAUACAUCGACGCAGUUUCGGAGGUAGUAGGGACGACCUUCGAGAAUCUGAGGCAGUCGGGCGCCCAAUUGGAUUGGCGGGACUUGGACUUGGCUCUCCACGAGAUGUUCCUCUUUGGAGAUAUUGCCGUCAAAGCAGGCAGUCUGUACACUAAGGGAUCUCCCAACAAUCCUGCUGCAGAGCGACUCAUUGAGAUGAUGUUGAAAAUGGUCGAGUCCGACAUCCGCUCCUUCACUCACCCCGCUACGCAACUGCAGUACAUGGAAAUCUGCGUCCGCUACAGCUCAUUCUUCCAGCACCACACUCACCUCAUUCCGAGCGUUUUCGAGAGCUUUCUCCAAUUAGUUCACCACCCGAUCAAAAAGGUCAAGACUCGCUCAUGGUAUCUGUUCCAGCGCAUCGUCAAGCAGUUGCGAAACAACGUUGGCAACGUUGCUCAGAACGUCGUUGCUGCUCUGGGCGACCUCCUGGUGAUUAAUGCGGAAUUGCCAUCGGAAGGGUCCGAUGGAGACGAAAUGUCGUCUGAGGAUCACGAGGGUUCCGCAGAUGCUGUGUUCGCCAGUCAAUUGUAUCUUUUUGAGGCAGUGGGCAUCAUUUGCUCCACCCCCACUAUACCCGCUGAUAAGCAAGUCCUAUACGCGCAGUCCGUGUUGACCCCCAUCUUCAUGGACAUGGAGAAGAAUUUGGCGCCAGCCAAGGCCAACGAUGAGAGAGCUAUUUUGCAGAUCCAUCAUGAUAUCUCGGCUCUGGGCACGUUGGCACGCGGCUUUUCCGAUUGGAUGCCUGGAACCAGCUCCCCUGCUGCACUCCCUGCGCCGGAAGUCUCCGAUGCAUUCAUGCAGGUAUCGGAAGCCACUUUGGUGGCUUUAGAGUCGCUCAAGUCUUCGUUCAAUGUGCGCACCGCGGCACGAUUCGCCUUCUCCCGACUCAUCGGCGUUCUGGGGGCGCGCAUUCUUCCUCAACUUCCACGCUGGAUUGAUGGCCUCCUUACGCAGACAUCAUCGCGUGAUGAGAUGGCUCUGUUCCUCCGGCUGUUGGAUCAGGUCAUCUUCGGCUUCAAGACCGAAAUCUAUGGUAUUCUGGACACUCUCUUGACACCUUUCCUCCAGCGGGUGUUCUCCGGCAUUGCGGAUCCGACUACGGGUACAGACGAUGAGAUCCACUUGGCGGAAUUAAAGCGCGAAUACCUCAACUUCCUCCUGGCUGUUUUGAAUAACGAUCUCGGCGCUGUCAUCAUCAGUGAAAGAAACCAACCCAUGUUCGACACUGUGAUCACGACGAUUGAGCAUUUCGCCAAGGACAUUGAAGAUUUCACCACAGCCAAGAUGGCAUUCUCUGUUUUAUCCAAGAUGGGCAGCUCGUGGGGUGGUCCAGACAUUGCACCGGAGGGUGUGAACGGCGCGGCGGGCCAGCAGGUAGCUCUGCCCGGCUUCGGCCAGUUCAUGAUCAGCCGGCUGUCGCCGCUGUGCUGGGCACUACCCGCGACGCCGUCAUUCAACUCGAAGGAUGCACAAGCCAGACAAGUCCUCGCGGAAGCCGGUGGGCUUCAGCGGACUAUUUACGCCAAGACGGGAAUGGAAUACCUUGAGUAUCUCCGGACCCAAGAACUGCCAGGCAUGGGCAUGGGAGGGGACCUGGUGGAAGAAUUCGUGGGGGCAUUGAGCCGGCUGGACUUGAAGGGGUUCCGGCAGUUCUUCCCGACGUUUAUCCAGCGAUUGAGCGCAUGAUAUGUGUUCUUUCUGGUUAUUAUAUUCCGUCUUAUCAAUGCCCCUGUUUCUCGACCCUUUUGACCUCCCCCCCCCUCGAUCCUUCUGUUUCAGUCCUAGAUUCCCCCAUGGUUUGGUUUGAUGACUGAUGUUCUCAUGUGAUCAUUUACAUCGAAACUCUCUUCCUCUUCCCCUCUCAUAUUAUUACCUACUAUCAUACACACACAAGCCCGUCAUCAAUCGAUCAUUCGAAAGCUUCCAUCAUAUGAAAGCCAAGAGCAAGCACACGCACAUCUCCCGAAUGUAUUGAUGUCAAGUGUGAGAAACGAAAAAGCUAAAUCGAAGAAAACAGACGAACCCGGUAUAUAGUCAGUUUGGUUCGGCAUCAGCAUGAGCGGGCGUUUCAUUAUAUUCCUACUUUGCCUAUUGUUGCGAGGAACGGGCGGUGGACUGCAUGCAGUAUGC
Molecule: messenger RNA, 3935 nt
Organism: Aspergillus homomorphus CBS 101889
Lineage: Eukaryota; Fungi; Ascomycota; Eurotiomycetes; Eurotiales; Aspergillaceae
Product: Ran GTPase-binding protein LOS1
Exons: 4
Coding region: 399-3491 (1030 amino acids)
Biological process (GO): tRNA re-export from nucleus
Cellular component (GO): nuclear matrix; nuclear pore; cytoplasm
Molecular function (GO): small GTPase binding; tRNA binding
Source: RefSeq, a predicted model, not a curated record